Molecule: messenger RNA, 3409 nt
Organism: Rhinichthys klamathensis goyatoka
Lineage: Eukaryota; Metazoa; Chordata; Actinopteri; Cypriniformes; Leuciscidae
Gene: fnip2
Product: folliculin interacting protein 2
Exons: 18
Coding region: 194-2941 (915 amino acids)
Cellular component (GO): cytoplasm
Molecular function (GO): protein-folding chaperone binding; ATPase inhibitor activity
Source: RefSeq, a predicted model, not a curated record
CAGAUAGAUAAGGGUAGAAACCUCUCAGUCUCUGAACACAUGCCACCCAAAAACGUCUUUCUCUCUUUUCUUUGUCUCUCCAUCUGAAUCUUCCCAUUUUUCAAAGUCAUCUUCUUUUAAUUUCAUAAAUGCUGUUUGAUUUGGAGAACUUGCUUCUAGACAAAGUAAGAACAGAUUUUUUUAGGAGAAUCGGAUGAGUGUACGCAUGCCUGUAUGCACACACACACACUCGAGUAGUGAAUCGAGUGGAAUACCUUUGAAGAUGAAGAUUAAGAGUCUCAAGAAAAGAAAAGAGUUCAUUCCAGAGGAUGCUUCACAGAACAGUUGGGCAUCUGCAGAGUUUGAUCUAGCUCAGAUCAGGUUAAUAGUGUAUCAAGACUGUGAGAGAAGAGGACGGCAGGUUCUCUUUGACUCCAAAGCAAUACAUAAACUGGACGCAUCCGAGCCGACUGCUGAUGAAAACAAAACUCCCCCCAAUCGGAGUGAUGCUUGCCAUAUCGGAGGCCAAGCAAAUGAGAAAGACAAGCCUCCUACAUAUCAGUAUACCAGACCAGCUUCAGACGUGAAUAUGCUUGGAGAGAUGAUGUUUGGCUCAGUUUCCAUGAGCUAUAAGGGUUCAACUCUUAAAAUUCACCACAUUCGGUCUCCACCACAGCUGAUGGUCAGUAAGGUUUUUUCGACCCGGUUUGGAAGCAGCACCUCUGGAAGUACAAAUACGCUGCAAGACAGUUUUGAGUCAAUGAGCCAAACUUUUCACACCAGCAGCAUAGGAGUUUGCCGUGUACCUAGUGCUCCUCUGCUCCGCCUGGCUCGGAGCGCAUCUUUCUUUGCAGCCCACAGUAAUCCAGUGGACAUGCCUAGCAGAGGACACAGUGAGGAUGGAGACAGUGGCAUUGCUCGAUCAGCAUCUCUGAGCAGUUUAUUGGCCACUCCCCUCCCCUCACCUGGCUCCUCCUUCAGCAGUGGCUGUGCCAGCAGUUACCAGCGGCGAUGGCUCCGUAGCCAGGCCACCAGUCUUCAACAUGGCCCCAUGCCUCGCUGGAGCACUGAAGAAAUGUUCAACCUGUCUGACGAGAGCUGCAGCUCCAACCCUGCGGUGAUCCGGAGGAAGAAGAUUGCCAUCAGCAUCAUUAUAAGCCUGCCAGAGAGAGAGGAGGAAAACCACAAUUUUCAGGAGUUUUUCUUCUCCCACUUUCCUUUGUUUGAGUCUCACAUGAACAAACUCAAGACUGCCAUCGAGAGGGCAAUGAUUCUGUGCAGAAGGAUAGCUGAGUCCAGUCAGCGAGUGCAGGUCUAUCUGUGUCGAGUGAUGGAAGCACUGGGAGAAUUCAGGAUGACUGUGUGGAACCUGUACAUGGCUCCCCGCAUCAGCGAGCCAGUCUGGCUUUCCAUGAUAUCCCAAAGUACCGAGCGAAACCUACUGUGUCAUCGCUUUCUGAAGGAGAUGAGUUUUCUGAUGGAACACGGAGCCAAGAGCCAGUUUCUCUCAGCUCUCCUUACUGCUGUUCUUACGCGUCACUUAGCCUGGGUUCCCACGGUGAUGCCAAGCAGCUUGCCGCCAAUCACACCUGCCGGCCAGAAACCUGCCUCACAGUCAGUUGAUCUGUUGGCAAAAUCUCACCCAUACAACCCACUGUGGGCUCAAUUAGGUGAUCUGUAUGGUGCAUUGGGCUCUCCAGUGAGAGUGUGUCGAACGGUGGUCGUGGGACGCAGGAGGGAGCUGGUACAGCGAGUUUUGUAUGUUCUGUCCUACUUCAUUCGCUGCUCAGACCUGCAGGAGCAUGUACAACCUCAAGGACAGAUGAACGAUCCGGCCAAUCCCUGCACCUCUCAAACCACUGAUCCCACCUCUGGAAGUGAAAGGAUCAAUGAAAAAACAGACCCCUUAAAGCCCUCUCUUAGUGUUAUUGGAACCAGUGAAAAAGCACUGAACUCUGGCUUGGGCGAUGCCAUUCCAGGCACCUUUGUAGGACAAAAUGAUGAAACUCUUUUGACUGAUACAAAAUCAACUAAUCCAUCCCCCAGUAUGGAAUCGACCACUGUCAGGCCUGAAUGUACAGAAAUGGGACAGGAAUGUUUUGGAGAAGACAGUGACUCUGUUGGGGGUGGAUUAGAGCACAUUUUGGCCAAUCAGAGUCCUCUUCUGCAUAGGGUGCAGUUUCACAUUGGCAGCCCCAGGGAGGCAGAUAAUGACGGACAAGCAAGCGGUCUUACUGGGGUGGGGUGUGGGCGAGGAUUGGACAGGAAGUUGCAUCAAAGGAUUUUGAGUGACAUACAAAGGAACGAGAGCUCAGAUAGUGCUCUAGGUGACAGUGAUGAUGAGGAAACAUCACCGCAAGAACUGUUCGUGGCUACAGAACAAAAGGAGUGCGAGUUACCACUGCCAAAUUAUCAGGUAGAGAGUCGAGCCAGUGUUAAUCAUUUUGGGCAUUCUUUGCUGGGUGGUUACUGUCCUCAGUACAUGCCUGACUUUGCCUUGCAUGGCAUCAGUUCCGAUCUCAGGCUCAAACAGUGCCUUAUGGCUGACCUGGAACACACUGUUCUUCAUCCGGCGCUGGAUGAACCCGUGGCCGAGGCUUUGUGCAUUGUGGCAGAUACAGACCGACUGAGUGUGCAGGUGGUGACGAGUCAAAGGCGCGUGUGUGAAGGCGGGCGGAUGGGCAGGGACGUGAUGGUGUCCAACCUCAUACACACUCUCAUCACAUCAGUUCUGCAGCUAUAUGCGCUCAACAUCGCAACCGAUUUUUGUGUGAUGCAUCUGGAGGACCGGUUACAGGAGGUGUAUUUUAAGAGUCGAUCCUUAGCAGAAUAUCUGAGAGGUCAAACCAGGGUCCAUGUAAAAGAACUGGGGCUGGCACUGGGAAUUGAGUCCAGUGACAUUCCAUUGCUUGCAGCAGUGGCCAGCACACACUCGCCCUACGUGGCUCAGAUCCUCCUUUAAAUAGACCAAGCUAGAUUUAUUUCACAAAAAGGACCAAUCAGAAUGUGUUCCUGUUCUGCAUGGACCAGUAAGGAUCUGAUCAUUAUCAGAUGACCACACCAAUCAAGAUGCACUGUGCUCGACAACCAUUCGGAGCCUACACCCAGCCUUAAAAUACCAAUCAGAAUGCCUUGUUUGUCCAGCUGACAGUCUGUGUAUGUACGUACGUACGAGUGUGCAUCUAACUAACUAUCUAUAGACUGAAACGGGCACCACACAGGGACAAUUGUUAAUGCUCUCCAUUUUUUUUAUCUGGUGUCUUUUUAAGUCUUAUAUGAAAGGAAAGGAGACCGCAAAGAUUAUAUAUGGAAAACAUCUCUAAGAGCAAGAAUAUGGACAAGCAUCAAUACAUUUGAUCCUUCCGUACUAUGAUUGCUACCGCUACAGUAUAUCGGAAUGCACAAUAGUGUAUUUAGGGGUAGUCCUCUC